Messenger RNA from Fulvia fulva, 1962 nucleotides. RefSeq lists its product as uncharacterized. The coding region runs from base 1 to 1962 and encodes 653 amino acids. The transcript is spliced from 3 exons. Lineage: Eukaryota; Fungi; Ascomycota; Dothideomycetes; Mycosphaerellales; Mycosphaerellaceae. The record is from RefSeq and is a predicted model, not a curated record.
AUGCCACACAGCGCAUUGAAGAGUUGUCACAUAGUGGCAAUCGGGCAGUGGAAGACAGACUGGCCGCAACCGAAGGUGAAGAAGUGGGUCGAAGAAGCUGGUGGCAAAGUCACAGCUCAGGAAAAGCUCACCGACGAGACCACACACGUGGUCUUACUCGAGAAGACCUGGAGGGACCAAGGUAUCUUUGUCAAGAAGAUCCUCGCUGCUAAGGAAAAUGGUGACCGGGAGAUUCACAUCGUCAAUUUCGAUUGGCUCCAGGACAGUCUGCAAGCUCGUUCUAAGAGACGCGAGUCUCUCUACUCAUACGAGAGAAUGCAAAGGGAUCUCGACGUCGCUGCUCGAAAAGCGGACAAGGAGAAAGCGAAGAUCGAGAAAUCUCUGCAGCCUCGAAGCGGAGCUGGCCUGAUGGCUCAGGUCUACACCGAGAGCACUGAUCCAUUUGUGUCCGAGAUUGAGAAAAAGAGGUCCGAGAGAUACGCUAAUGAGAUGAUGCGGGUCCGCGAAGAAAAGAAGGCAGAAGAAAAGCUCAUCGCGGAAAAGACGCGCGAGCGCCAUGGUAUCAAAGAGCUAUCUGCUAUCUUUCGAAGGGGCGUCAGCAGAGCCAGGAACGAGCUCCUGUCCGAGAACCACCACGUCUACAUGGAUCAAAGCGGCUUCCACUAUGAUAUCGUUAUCACCAAGAUCGCCUUCAAGUCGAACCGUAACCAUCGUCACGUCCUCACUAUAUACGAGUCCAAUGAGUUACCAAACACCUACGCCUUCAACUGCCAGUACUCCGGCACCAAUGUCGAAGUACAGAACAACAUCAUCGCAACCCUUGGCAGCAACUGGCCAACAGCUUUUCGCGCUUUCAAGAAAGUCUUCAAGGAGAAGACUGGUGUGGAAUGGAAGGAUCGGAUCAAGGAUGCUCGCGAGCGCUUUGACCGUGAGAAGCGUGGAUUCGAUGAUGGCCGAGCGCCAGAGGCUGUGGACUUCGAGAAGGCGCCGUUCAUAUACCAUCCGCCUUUAUAUGGGUCACGAGGCGCGGACUUGGAAGAUCCAGCGCUGGAUGAGAGCCCUUCCGCAAAGCCCGCGAUGGUUGUGGAGGAACCGCCUCCAGGUUCGCGCGAGGCCAGCCCAGAGGUCAACGGCAACGGAGUUGUGACAUCGCCACGUGAACUCAGCCCAGGUGUCGACGGCACGGUUUUCAUGAGCGGUGCCAACGGAAAUGGGGCCGUGACACCACUACGAGAGAGUGCGCCUGCGGAGCCAUUAUCUGCAAACCCGAAUCACGAGAUUGCCGAGGACGACGCGUUCGAGAAGCUCAUUGCUGGCACCGAAGGUAUGCCAGAUGGUCUGGACUUCCUCGGAGACACAGCCUUUACUGAGCCAUUCGACUUUGAUGAGACCAAUUUCGAUGAGGCGAUGACGGACGGAAACGGAGCGGGCCAGGAAUUUGUCAACGAGACGCAGACACAGCCGAGCUCCCAGUUGCCCGACACACAAGACAUGAGCGAUACGCAGCCGAACUUCGAGAUGCCAGAGAUCCAGGAGUUUGAUAACACGCAGCAGGCUUCCCAGGUGCCAGAGGGCCAAAGCUUCGGCCAUACACAGGCUGCUGAGGAGGCUCACGCCUAUCUCAUGGCCUUCGUUGGCGAGGUCAAGCAAGAGCGGCCCUCCAGCUCUGAUCGCGAGCUCUUUGGCGAAGGAAAGCCAGAAGUUGAGCUUGGUGGCUCAGUCCUGGGAAAGCGAAAGAACGAUCCAGAGGUCACCGCAGAGGAGGAGGGAGUAUCGUCGAAGAAGCUCGCCAACGGCCAGUCUAAGGGUGACAAGGACGAGGAGUAUGUGCUGAGUCCAGAGCCGUCGACUGAGCCAAUUGCAGAUCCGAGGGUUGUGGAAGGCGAGCCGCAGAGCCAGAUCGACCAAGGUCCAGGAUCAGGAUACGUUGACUUUGGUCUCGAUGAUACCCAAGCAGUCUGA